AUGCUGCUGCUCCUCUUCCUCGUGCUCCCUCAACUCUCGGCAGCAGCAGCGCUCUGCCACCCCGAAGACAGCGCCGCGCUGACAGCGUUCAAACACAGCUUCUCAAACCCCAACCCUUUCCCCACAUGGGAUCCCAUCUUCGACUGCUGCGACUGGUACGGCGUCACCUGCAACGACACCACCAGCCGCGUCAUCGGCCUCGACAUCGCCCCUUACCAAGCCCUCGCCGGCACCAUCCCUUCCUCCCUCGCCAAUCUCACCCACCUCCAGAACCUCCGCCUCCACAAGAUCCCCAACCUCGUCGGCCCAAUCCCACCUUCACUCGCCGAGAUAUCUCAGCUGAGAUACCUCGUCAUAAGCUGGACUAACAUCUCCGGACCUGUGCCACAUUUCCUCGCCCACCUCAAGAAUCUCGCAUACCUCGACCUCUCCUUCAACCGCCUCUCCGGCUCAAUCCCUCCUUCCCUUGCAACUCUCCCAUUCCUCUUCGCCGUCGAUUUGAGUCGCAACCAGCUCACCGGCCCCAUCCCGCAAACAUUCGGACACUUCCCCAAAACUGCGGGCUUCCCGGCGAUCGUCCUCUCUGAAAGAGUUACACCCGGCGCACCAAUUAGAUUGGUCAUUUUUAUUUAUAUGUAA
This is a messenger RNA of Salvia miltiorrhiza (redroot sage), 639 nucleotides long. RefSeq names its product polygalacturonase inhibitor 2-like. The transcript has a single exon. Bases 1 to 639 code for a protein of 212 amino acids. Gene Ontology annotation, molecular function: protein binding. NCBI's taxonomy places the organism in Eukaryota, Viridiplantae, Streptophyta, Magnoliopsida, Lamiales, Lamiaceae. The record is from RefSeq and is a predicted model, not a curated record.